AUGCAUGCUACGCCGGGUAGCAGUGCCAAUGGGAAAAGGGCGCGACAGGAAGUUGGGUAUAAUCUCAGCGGCAACAACAAGGAUAUAAUGCCGCCUCCCGCGCAUCACCGGCGGAGCUAUCCAGCCCCCGCGCUGAAAGAGGAACCGCCUGCGCGCUUUCUCGCCGUAAACCCGGCUCCGCGGAAAGGGGCAACGCCGUCGUUACCGUCGUUAUCGGCUGGCGUGUCUGCACCCAUGAAGGGGCCGUUUGCGGAAAGCUUCGCCGCCGCUGCCGCUGCCGCUGCGUCGGCGCAUCCCGCCGCCUCCGCCAGCGCCAGUUUUGCGGCGAAAAAGGGUGGCGGAGCUUGCGCGAGCGGCGCUAGCGCAGCGACUGUGGGCGGAAAGGCGGACGGGAUUUCCGCCAGCGGAGCGGAGCGCGGAGGCGCGCAUGCUGUGGCGCAGCCGUCCGCAAAUUUCCACGCGUACAAGGCGGAAUUCCAAGGCACCGCUCUGCGCGUCUACGUCCCUAAGGACCUGGGCGGAAGGUGCAUCCGCGAGUGCUUGCGCUUCCAGCUGGGCGGAGAUAAUGGCAUCGGCAAGGCGUUGGAACUUGGCAACAGCCGGUCGUCGUUCAAGGGGAGUCGCGACAAGAUCAAGGAGGGCAAGAAUCUCAUGUCGGUGAUAUCGCUGCGCGAGGCGCUGGGAUUCCUGGACCGCACCACCAAGGACCGCGCGCGCGCGCAGCACAUGAAGCGCUUCAUCCACGACGUCGUCGUCCCCAAACUGGAGCGCGGGGAGCUCCCCCCGUGGGGCGGCGGAACGCAGCGCGCGCCCGACCACCCGGGGCUGGACGAGUUCAUCCGCAAGCUCAUCCUCGCUACAGAGAAACUCGAGUCGUGCUUGCAGCACAAGGAGGUGGCGGGGUACCUGGCGGAGCUGAAGCGCGCCGUGCGCGCCAAGGGGGAGCGGGACGUGCGCGUGGUGCUUGUGGGGGGCGCGGGCGCGGGGAAGAGUCACCUGGGGAACCGCACCGGUACUCCCAAUGCUGCCUCCUCCCGCGCGGCCCACCAUCUCCGCGUGUACCUCCGCGAGUGCUUCGGCUGCGCGGUCGUGGACGGCAAAAUUCGUCUGGUAGCGCCGGAAGUGGUGAAGCUGCCAGAGGCGGUGGUCGGGGGCGUGGUGGGGAAGGCGGAGGUGGAGGGCGCGGAGGGGGGCGUGUUUGGGCGCAUGCAGAUGCUGGCGGGGAGUGUGGCUGCGCGGCUGACGGAGGGGCAGCGCCUGGCUGUGGAGGCGCUGCUGCUGGAGUCGCCUGCUAUUGGGUUGCCUGCUGGCUACACCCUCUUCGAUACGCCCGGCACGCCCAGUGUCUCGACCUCCCCAGCCCUGCAGCAGCUGCUGCAGCGCGCGGACGUCAUAGUGCCCUGCUCCGCGCGCCAGCCCCUCUCUGACCGCCUCAUCCGCGCGCUGCUCUGGCCAGGGCUCUUCUUCCGCCCGCGGCCCCCCCUCUUCCUCAUCCCGCUGGACUACUGCACCGUUGGCGCAGGGGGCAGCGCGGGGGGAGGGGCAGGCUGCGGGGAAGGCUGGGAUGGUGGCGGUGUCGCCGGGGAUGCGUGCGGUGGCUGUGGGUGUGGGUGUGGGUGCGGUGCUGGGCCAGGAGAGAGCAGCAACGGGAAGGCAUGGGGCGACAUGGCUCCAUGGCCGGCAGGAAUGGCAGGGAUGGCAGGAAUGAACGGAUCUGCCUCGUCUCUUGACCUACCCUUCUCUGCUGCUGCCGUCGGUGCUGCUGCUGGCGGCAGUGCCGGGCCGCAUGCGGACGAGCGGCGGGCGUAUCUGCGCGCGCGGUUUGCGAGUGUGGCGCGGUGUGGUGCGCUGGCGCCGUGUGUGGACGUGCACCAGAGGGCGCAGCUCAGCGCCCACCUCGCCCACACGCUGCAAGUGCUGCCUCCCGGCGUGCUGUCCUUCCAGGAGCACCCAGUGCUGCAGUCGCACGUGUUGCAGCACGACAAUCAGAUGCUGCUGUGGGCUGCCACUACCCUCGCCUUCACCCUCAACGGCCUCCUCACUCGCCACGGACUGCUGCCUAACCCACACAACAACAUCCAUCACAGCAGCAACAGCAACAGCGGCGGCAGCGGCAGCGGCAAGGCCCACUGGGAGCACGUGCGGUACAAGAGCCAGCAAUGCUUCCUCUCCGCCUUCCGGGAAGAGAUUAUCCAACAGCUGGACGCGUUGCGCUGUGAGGUGCAGGAUUAUCUUGAGACGUGCGCGUGGGCGAGCGACGGGAGCGAGCGGUGGUGGCGCAGAAUGGUGUCGUUUGUGGUGGGCGCGUUAAGGCAGUCGUUUGAAGGGCUCGGGGAUGUGGCGUGCGCGCUGAUGCUGGACGAGCAGGAGGCCGCUAUCGCCAUGCUCGCGUCCUCCUCUUCGCAUCCGUAA
Molecule: messenger RNA, 2412 nt
Organism: Closterium sp. Yama58-4
Lineage: Eukaryota; Viridiplantae; Streptophyta; Zygnematophyceae; Desmidiales; Closteriaceae
Source: the annotation of a GenBank genome assembly